AUGUCUAUCAGUAUUCCCCAAAUCCCAUUCAUAAAUAACCCAUCGGGGUAUUUCAAGCGGCGGGAUGAAAGGCAUGAUGGAAAUAAGCGUUUGACGCGUUUAAUAAAAGAUACUAGAUCCUAUGUAUUCGUCCCCUUAGAAGAUUCCUUUGAGAAGCAAAAUCAAUUAAAUCUUAUUCGAUUAGAAUCACAGGGUAUUUCUGGUGAUAUUGAAGCUUUAUGGUCUGAAGCACAUGAGCUCAGACAAAAUGAAAGAAGGGAGAUGAUUGAUCGUGGAUUUUUGGAUGAUGAAAAUUCUAGAAGAAGUUUAGACCAGGCAAUUUCGUUUAGGGGAACAUGUAUAGAUAUGUGUCCUGUUUUUGAAAGAAUUAAAAGAACCAGGCAAAAUAAUGUUAAUUCUCAUGAAAAAGAUCCGCAAUCAGGUGUAAUAUCAAGAGAAAGAGCUAUCAAGUCAUUUGCGCGGCCCGCUGCUGGUCAGGAGCCACCAUUGCCAUCUGAUGUUAGACCACCUUCUGUUCUUUUGAACACAUUAGACUUUAUGGUCGAUCAUCUACUUGAUAAGAUGCCAGAGACCCAAUCAUUCAUAUGGGACAGAACAAGAUCCAUUAGACAAGAUUUUACUUUCCAGAACUACUUUGGGCCUGAAACAAUUGAGUGUAAUGAGAAAAUUGCACGUAUACAUAUAAUGUCACUACAUAUCAUGGCCAACUCUACAAUCGACUACUCGCAACAACAAGAAUUGGAACAAUUGGAAAAGUCACUAAAGACAUUGGCUGAAAUGUAUGAUGAAUAUAGAAAAAAAGGUUUCCCGCAACCGCCUAAUGAAGCUGAAUUUAGAGCUUAUCAUUUGCUACUCAAGAUCAAUGACCCCGAUCUAGAAAGAAGCUGCGAAAAAUUACCAUCAAAAAUAUUCAAGAGUAACUUCAUUCAGAUUGCUCUACUUUUCAGAAGGCUCUUCACCUUCAGGCUGCUGCUGAAUAGUUCAAAUCUUUAUACAACUUUCUUUGACGUUGCUUUAAGCCCCAAAGUUCCGUUUUUAAUGGCUUGUUUACUAGAAGUGAAAUUCAAUGAUUUAAGAUUUAAAGCCUUACGAGCACUUCUUGCCUCUAACCAUUCAAAGAGUAAAAAUGUCACUCUCCUUCAUUUAUUUGAAGUUUUAAGGUUCCCGGAUUAUAAAGAGGUCAAAAAAUUUCUAGAGUUUCAUGGUUUGAAAUAUUUUGCAGACUCAAAGGGAAAUGAGUGUGUUGACAUGAGUACUGUACCAAAUCUUUAUAAUCGUAAUGGGAAGACAGAUGGAGCUCCAAAGGUUUUGAAAAGUGCUUAUGAUCCCAGAAUCAAUGUUAAAAUGGCUAAUAUGACAAGAAGUCAAGUUAUCAGUGAUGGUAGAAGAAAUAAUUUUAACAUUGAGUCCUCAAAUAUCAAGCAAUUUCCCAUUAGCGUGAACCAGAAUAUUGAAGCAAUCCCUAAGGCGAAUGGGUUUCUGUUCAGCAACGAAAAUCAAAAGCUGUCUAUGUUUUCAGGUGCCAACCGUGGCUUUUCAUUUGCAAAUCCGAUGUCUGACCUGAAUGAAAUUAAGCAGCAACAAAUUGAACAAUUAGAAAUACAGCGAAAACAAGAAAUUGAGAAGCAAAAACAGGCUCAAAAAUUGCAAGAGGAAAAGAUAAAGCAAGAGAAGAUGAAAAUCGAGUUCAAGAAGCAAGAGUUACUAAGGAAGCAAAAAGUUAGAGAAGAAGAGUUGCAAAGGAAAAAAGAGGAAGAAUUUAGAAAACAGCAAGAGAUUAAACGCCAACAGGAGGAAGCUAUAAGGCUUCAAGAAGAGCGGAUAAGAAGGGAGAAAGAGGAUGCUGCAAGGAGAAAGCGCGAAUUGGAGAUCCAACGCUUUAAGGAAGAAGAGAGGAGAUAUAAGGAGGCAUUAUUAGCGAGGAAGAAGGCUAAUGCUGCUAAAUUAUCCAAAGAUUUAUUUGAGUGCUUUUUAAAUGAAAUAGUUUAUGAGAAUGUAUUGGUAACUAUUGCUGAUAGAAAAUGGGAAAAACUGUUGAAGAAACAUUACUUGAAAAAGAUUGUUGCCAUGGCACGAAUCUGCAAAGAAAAUUAUGAUGAGAAGCAGCGAAAACUUGAUGAAUUUUACAGAACCCAAAGGCUGUUUGGUUUGACGCCUAAUAUUGCCCACAUCACGAAACGAAUUGGUAUAGUUAAUGAUGUCAAGAACAAUGGCACUCUUAUUUCUCCUACUGCAAACCAAUCAACAAUGAUUGAAGCUAUUAAGCAUCGUGUUGAUUCUGACGAGAAAGUGAAAAAUCUUUCCAAACAUCCAGACAAAGUGGAUAUUCUGUUUUCCAAGCCGGCCCAUGAAUUGACUAUCAUAUUGCCAGAAGAGGAAAAAUUGCGCAUGCGUCAAAAGGAACGAGAUGAUGCUAUCAAACUUUGGAGUCCUUUAAAUUUAUCCUCCUUUGUAAAGCUGUGCUCAAAAAAUGUAUUGUUAGAUGUAUUAGAUAAGAAAUUGGAUAUUUCAGUUUUGAUCUCUGUUCCUAGUUGGGAAAGUCCCUCUUCUAAGUGGUUGAAAUCAAAGUUUGGGUUAUCAAAAAAUAACAUAUUGAAGACUUAUGAAAGAACAGAGAAUAGCAGCAAAAUAACUGUCAGAUUUACCAGUUACCAUGAAUCAUGUUUAAAGAGUACUGCAUUUUUAAUAUUCGAAUGUGGAUUUAAUGAUAACCAUAAGGAUUAUUCUUCUGGGUCAAGUGCCAAAGAUAAACUAAUUUCUGAUGGGAAGCUCCUUCUCCAGUUUCUUGACCUAUUAGAUUCAAAGAGUAAUUUCAAGUUUCAGUUAAUGUUGUUAUUUUGGAAAGAUGAAAAUUUGAAAAUCACAGAAUUGGAUAUUUACAAGUUAUUGAAUAUUGACAAUUUGAAAUCUAGAUUUAAAGGAAAUCUUGUGGACUUGUUGUUCUGCCCAUUAGAUAUCAAAAGUGGCGAUUCAGUUGCCAUUGACAAACGAUUAUCCAAAGCUAUUCUCAGAAUGGCAAAGCAUUUUAAAGCAGCACUAACAGAAAGUGGAAAAAAUGCUAUAAAGUUGAAACCAGUGAUCAAACCAAAACGUAUUAGGAAUCCAUUGCCUACUAUAAAUGAUACUGAAAUAUCAAAUGUUGAUGAUACCAUUGCCAAGAGGAGCGUUGACUAUGAAACCUCUAUCGUGCAGCAGCAUCCAUAUUUCAAGAGAUAUCAGUUCUAUGACCAACCAUUUCUGAGGAAGCAAAAGUAUCUUUCGCCUAAUAAAACUACUAUCCUUGCACCUUUGGAAGUUUCGGCAAUUGAAGAAGGGGUCGAUGAUACCAAAAAGAGAAAUAUUACAAUCCAAGGGGGAAGUACAUUGAAGAGGCCAAAGGUUGGUGCUAAUAACUCUAUGAAUCAAUUACGUGGUAACUCGAGUUUCUAUGAGAUUCCUUUAGCGCAUAGUUCCAUGGUCCAAGGCUCGCAUGAUGUUCUUUUGAGGACAAAGGGAUUUAGAAAACCAUUUUUGUCAAGAAGACCAAAUACUACCAUGAAUAGUCAUGCUAGUUUCAAUAGCACUUACAAUGAUAGCGUGACCAAUCAUAGCUUCUCUAUUUUGAACUCCCGAUUCAAUAGGAUUUCCAAACCUAAUGAAAAUAUUAGUGAAAUGCAAAAUCCAAGUAAAACGAGAAAUUUUUCUAAUCUUUCAUUCGCAAAUAACAGUCGCAUUGAAAACUUUAAACGCAAUUCUCCAUUUUCCUUGUUCAAUCUGACUAACGCUACUCAAUUUUCAAAGAAUGGAACGUUCAAAACACCCCUGUUUAUUUCGAAUCACAGUAAUUCAGAGGCUAAAAAACCUGGCAGCACCAAUUUCACCCCACCAUCUAGCCUAAAAGAUGCUGAUGGUAGUAGUUUGCUUGAUUUAAAGAAACUUGUUUCUAGUGUGAAGUCGAAAUAUAGCAGACGAGAUUGA
This is a messenger RNA of Saccharomycopsis crataegensis, 3957 nucleotides long. It is a transcript of the gene SAC3, whose product is annotated as Sac3p. The coding region runs from base 1 to 3957 and encodes 1318 amino acids. The record is from RefSeq and is a predicted model, not a curated record. The transcript has a single exon. Gene Ontology annotation, biological process: mRNA export from nucleus. Gene Ontology annotation, cellular component: transcription export complex 2; cytoplasm; nucleus. NCBI's taxonomy places the organism in Eukaryota, Fungi, Ascomycota, Saccharomycetes, Ascoideales, Saccharomycopsidaceae.